Siniperca chuatsi (mandarin fish) is the source of this 5380-nucleotide messenger RNA. Its product is annotated as kelch-like protein 33. The transcript has 7 exons. NCBI's taxonomy places the organism in Eukaryota, Metazoa, Chordata, Actinopteri, Centrarchiformes, Sinipercidae. Gene Ontology annotation, molecular function: protein binding. The record is from RefSeq and is a predicted model, not a curated record. The coding region runs from base 69 to 2468 and encodes 799 amino acids.
CACAAUGCCAUUGUGCCCUGGUCAAAGUCAGUUGUUACACCCACACUGGUAGAGGAAUCACUAAGAAAAUGUCUGGUGGUCUGCAUCGUGCAGCAGGUGGGCCAGGUGACACAGCAACCAAUUAUAGAGAGAAACAAAAAGAAGGAGGAAUUAAAAGAGGUGGAGUUGGAGAAGGAAGAGGAAACUCUGGAGAAAGUAAAAUGGAUAUAGAUGAAGAUGGGCAGGAAGGAAGACCAAGAAGUCUCUUACAAAACCAUAAAUGUGGUACAGACACAGAAUUAGAGCACAUGCCAGACUCUAAAGCCUGUCACCCUCACCACCCUUCAUCUCUCCCCGAGGACUCAGAUCUCUUCUCUUACAUCCUUCCCUCACACUCAGAGAGCCUCUUCACUUGUCUACAUAGCCUUCAGGAAGAAGAACUACUGCUAGACUGCAUUUUUUCCAUCCAAGGCAACUCCUUCCAAGCUCACAGACUUGUGCUGGCAGCUGCCAGUCAAACCCCAGAUGCACUUUUUGGCUCAAAACAAAAAUUUAGGCUGAGAGUGGAGGAAAUAGCCCAUCGUUUGACCCCAGUUGGGUUAAGGGCUGUUCUAGACUUUGCGUACUGUGGAGAUGUAGCCAUGGACUUGAGUAAGGAAGGGGUAAUGGAGGAGGUACUGAAUGCUUGCAGGUGUCUAGAGAUGGAGAGGCUGUGGCAAAGGUGCAUGUCAAAGGUCACAACCUCUGCAGCCACAGAGAGAGAGAAGAGCUUGGCAAUCAUCAAGGACAUGUGGGAGAGAGGUGUUGGUUGUGAUGUCACAAUACAAGCAGAGAGUGGAGAGAGAUACUCAGCACACCGUGUGGUAUUAGCAGCAGGUGGGGACUAUUUCAGGGCACUGCUCUGCGGAGGGUUACGGGAGUCCAGUGAGGAUGUUGUGUGCCUGCGAGGCGUGGCAUCCCGGGUCAUCGAAUCCAUACUCUGCUUCAUCUACACGGGUCAGCUCAGACUGGGCUGGAGCCAGAUUUGGGAGCUCACAGAUGCACUGUUUCAGUUCCAGCUGCAGGGGGCGCUCUCGCUGUGCAUCGACUUCCUGCGGGACAGAAUGGAUGAAAGCACCUGUCUGGACGUGUUGGUCCUGGCUGAAACCUAUGGGCUGGUUCAUCUGGGGCAGCCUGCAGAGGAGUACAUCAAAGCCCACUUCCAGUGCAUCUCUGCUGGGGAGAAGUUCAAGGACGUCCCCUUCUCCCUCCUGGACAAAUUGCUUGAGAAGGACUCAUUGUGUGUAGAGAGUGAGAUAGUGGUGUUCAGGGCAGUAGUGAGCUGGGUGGAGGACAACCCCAAAGAGAGACUGCCAGAUCUGCCAGGCCUGCUCCACCAUGUUCGCCUCCCCCUACUCAGCUACUCUGAGCUCCAGGAGGCUCUGAGCUGCAGCCUCCUCUGCAGGAGCCCUGGGGCCAGAGGUUCCCUGAAGGCCCUCCAAAGCCUCCUGGAAGGGGAUUACAGAGGGCCUGAAUGCCGACCUCGCACCCCAAACCAGGUCCUGGUUCUGGUCUGUGGGGACACUGUCGAUGAUGAAUUCAUGAAGAAAGUUCCCAGCCAGACCUUGUGGUUCGCUCAGCAUUUCCACCGUGGACCCGGUCUGAUUAGAAGCAUAGAGUGGAGGCCAUUCGCCAAUAUCCCCAAACCGGCCCGGUUCAGACACUGCGUCUGUCUCCUCAACAACAAACUGUAUGUCCUGGGAGGACGCAAGUACUACGGAGCGCUGGAUAUCCUCAAGUCUGCAUUGAGGUUUGACCUGUCUCAGUGUAAAUGGGAACAACUACCUGACAUGCUCUGUCAAAGGGACUACUUUUCUGCUGUGUGUCUGGACGGUAAGGUCUUCGCUCUGGGUGGUAACCAUGACGACAGCCAAUACCUGGAUGCUGUUGAGUACUACACUCCUGAGGAGAACACCUGGAGGCGGGCUCACCCUCUGGACACAGCUGUCUGUGGCCACGCUGCAGCUGUACUGGAUGGGCAGAUCUACAUCUCUGGAGGCUGUGACCCCCAUCAGCGCUGCCUUCCCUCUAUGUGGCACUACCAUCCUUCCCGUGGCUGUUCCACCAGAGCACCGAUGACUGCAGGAGCGGGACGUGCUGGCCAUAUCAUGUUAGCCUUGGGGAGAGGGUUAGUGGUAGCUGGAGGGCUGCAGCCACUCUGGAUGGGCUUCGGAGACCAACUCCUCUGUGAGCUGUAUGACCCCAUACAUGACUCCUGGUCCUCUACCUCUGCCCUGCCUCAACCUCAUCUGUCACCAGGGGCAACUGUGCUUGAUGGACGGUUAUACGUGGUGGGAGGGUCUUCAGCAAGCACAGCGAGGGAUACCAAGUGGGUGCAUCGCUAUGACCCCAUGGAGGGUUGCUGGGAAAACCUGGGGGCUAUGCCACACCCAUACACAGAUCUGGCAGCUUGCUCCUUACCGCUUCCUGACCUGGUUGAUGAGCACUGAAGUCUUUCAUUUAAGCACUGGUUGAUUUUUUUGUUCUGGCUCAAGAAAUUCCCAAGGAGCUAUCGUUUAAAAAACUAUUUUAGCAAAAUGUGAUGAAUGUAAUUCUGUGGUAGGAACUCUAAUACAUAGCUAGUGGUAAGUGCCACAGGACAACCAAGCCCUAUGCUGAUUAUAUUUGGCACAUCAGAGACACUGAACACACUGAAUGUACAUCAAUGACAGCAGGGCUGUAGUCAAGACAACUUUAGCAGAGUCUUAGACAAGACCAAGUCUGAGAGUUUUCAAAACUGAGUCAAGAAGACAGAGCCCAAAUAGAGAUUAAAAACACAAAACAGUGCCCAUUCAGUAUUGUCCAUACUGUUGUCUCUGUUGUCUGAGCAGGUGGUGUACAGUGGGUAGAGCCUUUUCACUGAAAACAGCUGCCUGCUGUGGCCAAAAACGAUACAAUGAGAGCAGUGAGAGUGAACCAUAACAGUAAAGUAGCAGCCAGACAGUUAAACAAUCAGCUGAAACUCAGCUGAAAAAUAAGCAUUAACUGCACUUGUAAAUGACAGUGCAGAACAGUGCAUGUAAUAAAUACUUUAGCAACUCUAUGGAUAACUGAAAGCAGAGCAGCCUCUUUAGUUUGCUAUGAGCAACGCUGGGUAGGAAAUGAAAGAAGAAAAAUACCAAGAGCAAUGGCCCAAGACAGGUUCUACAGCCCUGAUGACCGUUUGUUGCAUAAGGUUGUAUAGUAGCAACAUUGUUACUGGUCAAAUGACAUGUACCGUAGAGUAUCCUUCACAUUGAAAUAAUUAGGUUUGCCCUGAAGGAAAUAGUAGGAAAUAGAAAAUUCAUUUCUUGAUCUUGGGGGUGCCUGGUGGCCUAGGGGUUCCAACAAGUCCUCCAAAUUAAACACCAAAAAACGUUGUUGGUUCAUGCACACGAUACAUAUACUGUUCACUGUUUCAAAAAUCAAACUGUUUCUUAUAACACGCUUAAGGUUUGGUUAGGUUUAGGCACAACAAUUACUUGGUUAGGUUAAGGGGAAAAUCAUGGUUUGGGUUCAAAUAACUACUUUGUUGAGAUCAGGAGACCUUCAUCGUCAAGGUUUUAAUAAUAACCACUUGGUUAUGAUUAGGGAACAACCCAAAUCACAGUCUUCUGUUUGACAUCCAUCCAGGGACCUUUGUUGCAUGUCGUUUCCCACCUUUUUACACCCUAAUUUCCUGUCAUUUCUCUACUGUCAGUAAAUUUAAAAAAAAUCCGCUCUCUGUCAGACAGCCCUUAAAGGGGAACACCGCUGACUUUACACAUCCGUGUCAGUUUACAUGUCAUGGGGACUCAUCAGCCUGUAAAAACAGUUAUAUAAUGUCUUUUUUUGGGUCUGAAGAACCUUCUUAAGUCUGAGAAAAUAAUCCUUGGUGAUCUCAUCUUGAUGUCAUCAGGUUUAAAUUAGGUCAAAGCUAUGUAAAUGUGAACACCAGGAGAACCCCAGUGUCCAAAAGGAGAUUUUGAAUGAGACUUUUACGUGGUUAAAUAAAAGUUUAAAAGAUUAAAACAUGAGAACAUACUGUAUUCACCAAAGCAGAAACUGACGUCAAAUGUAAUAUACUGACAUUUGUGUAAAAGCUCAAGAAAUUUCAAGUGUGUGAAAUAAUUUUUACUCACCAACACUUCAGUCAACCACUUCAAUCCAAAAUGAUGCUAAAUGAGGUCACACAACCCACAACAAUGAAUCUUCUGCUUUGCACAACAAUUUUUCCUAUUUAAUGCAUCACAUUCACAAACGGCUUCCUGUCAUCAGUGAUAGUGUUAGAACUGUGUGUAUUGCAUAGAUGGGUGUAAAGAUAAUACAAUGAACUGCAAAAUGCAAUUCUUCAUAGUCUUUUCUAAUCUUAAGAUAUUCUCUUCUGGCUGCUCUUUGACUCUUUAUCUUCUUGCAUUUCCUUUUCUAUUAGAAACUAAUGUCCUCAAAAGGACAAUACUCUAAAGUCAGUGAUCAAAAUGGUAGCCUAUAGCGUUUUGGCUUUCAGGAUUGCAAUUUUAGAAAGAGAUGAAGAUUAAACAGAGUAGAAAGGAAAUUAGGCAAAUUGAUACUCUUGUUCAUGACAUCUGAUUCCUCUUUGGCCUAAUCAUUGGUCUAACCAUUGCCCUGAUGUUAGAAAAAACUAAUAAGUGAUUUAUCUGUGUUAUAGAAGACUUUCCUGCCCAGCCUGCUUCUUCCUUCAUGGGCACAUUAGUCCAAAAUUUGACAUGACACUUGAAACAAAUUAGAAAAUUCAGUGCAGUAUAAUUACAAAAGAUGACUCAAAAAGGGAGAUUAGACCUUUUCUUAUUCACACAUCAGAGGCAGAGCUGCUUUGAAAUCAUCUUAUUGGUCCUCCACUAAGGUUCAGUCUGGAGUAGUUUUGAAACUCAGACCUUCUAAAAUGUUGUUACCCAUCAUUUAAUAUUGUGUAAACAACUUUGCCACCAGCAACUCUUUAGCUCCUCAUCAAACUCUUCUAUGUUGCUGGGUUCAAACACAGUCCAAAGGGACAUCAUUCAAAAACCAAUUCCCUUUUAGGAAACAGGAGGCUCGCCAUGAUAUUCAAAUGGGGGCCCUCACAGUGCCAGGCCUCUUGAUAGGGAGUUUACACUGAGCCACCAGUCAAUUAAGAUGUGAUUGAUGGGAAAAUCUCAACUCCUGUACUACAGUUGUCCCCAGGAUGUUCUCAUGCUAAGAUCUUUUUAUGUCCAUUUAUGUCAUUACGUCAUUCACUGCUUUAAAUAUGACUCAUGUUUUUUGUAAAUUUUUGCUCAGUGAUACAGGAAAUUUGAGGCUAGCUCUGAACCUUAAAGGAGAUGAAACAUGAAAUGUUGCAACUUGGCCAUUUCAUUCAGGUGUUAUGAAAUAGUGGACAGAGUGAUGCACGGAAGAGUGAAAGGAA